CUCAGCUUAGCGCAGAAGCAGCUAAGAGUCUGUCCCAGAAGAGCUGUCCAGCCCUAGCAGCAGGCUGUGUAUGCUUUCUGUCAUAAGUCUACUUCUAAUGGCUCCAGACAAUACGUACCUCCAAAGACCUCCUAUUCCCCACUCAGCAUGAGUGGUUGGAGAUGCGGAACUGUAAUAAGCCAGUAGUUGCACAGCAUCAUAUAGAGAGAGGCAGCAGCUGAUUGCAGCUGGAGCAUCUAUUUGCCUGGGACAGUUCUAACGCAUGUUCAUGUAGCUGCAGUGAAGACUAAGGUUGGUUUGUUAACAGAAUACUAAAACAAGGCGGCAGCAGAAGCUGUAGCAGCAGCAGCGGCAACAACAGAGGCAGUGUAAUUCAGAAUGAGAAUGGACAUCACUGAGAGGCAGGAAGCUGCUUGUGAAGUGCUUAUGUUUGUGUGCGAGGCACCUGGUGUCAGCCUCUGUGGGAUUUGGGAAAAUUCAGCCUGAACUCAAGUUCCCUUCUAUUCUUCCCUUCCAGACAUCAGCCAUCUCCUGUGGAGGAUGCCUAAUAGUACACAAGUACUUCAGGAACCCGGGCCCAUCGUAUGAAAGAACUUGCAGGAUAAUUAAAUGUUUUAAACCCCACUGGGGAAUGCUCAAAAGACUGCACAACAUUACAGGAGUAUCAAACAAUUGUGGAAAUUCUGAGCUGAAGAAGCAGUCCUGAAGAUUGAUGGAGGGCCAUGCUAUUCAAACAGCAGGUGUUGCUGAGACAGAAGCUCUUUGUGCUGGGCAGCCUUGCUAUUGGAAGUCUUUUGUACAUAGUUGCCAGAGUUGGGAGCUUGGAUAGGCUCCAGCCCACAUGUCCCAUAGAAGGUCAGUUUGGAGACCAAGAGCAAAUCAUGCUUCGGGCGUUACAGUACAAACGAGGAUUGUCACAUGAUUUACGCAAAGGCAAUGUAACAAAGGAACAAAUCAGACUACACAACAUGGUACAACAGCUUCCCCAGGCCAUUAUUAUCGGUGUCCGCAAGGGUGGGACACGUGCCCUUCUCGAAAUGCUGAACUUACACCCAGCUGUGGUCAAAGCCUCACAGGAAAUCCAUUUCUUUGACAACGAUGAAAACUAUGCUAAGGGUAUUGAAUGGUAUCGGAAGAAAAUGCCCUUUUCCUAUCCCUAUCAGAUCACUAUUGAGAAAAGCCCAGCAUACUUCAUCACAGAGGAAGUCCCCGAAAGAAUUUACAAAAUGAACUCAUCCAUCAAAUUGUUGAUCAUUGUACGUGAGCCGACAACCCGAGCCAUUUCAGAUUACACUCAGGUCCUGGAGGGCAAGGAAAGGAAGAAUAAAACCUACUACAAAUUUGAGAAGCUUGCAAUUGACACGACAACCUGUGAGGUAAAUACUAAAUACAAGGCUGUGAGAACUAGUAUAUACACAAAACACCUUGAGAGGUGGCUCAAGUACUUUCCCAUUGAGCAAUUUCACAUUGUGGAUGGUGAUCGACUGAUAACUGAGCCAUUACCUGAACUGCAGUUAGUGGAGAAGUUUCUGAAUCUGCCCCCCAGAAUAAGCCAGUAUAAUUUAUACUUUAAUGCCACCAGGGGAUUUUAUUGUCUACGGUUUAACAUUGUAUUUAACAAGUGUCUGGCAGGCAGUAAAGGACGGAUACAUCCUGAGGUGGAUCCCUUGGUUGUGAACAAACUGCACAAGUUUUUUCAUCCUUUCAAUCAGAAAUUUUAUCAGAUCACUGGGCGGACAUUUAGCUGGCCAUAUAAGUGAUUGCUGCAACACUGUGUGUUGAUAUAAAGCAAAAAUGUUCAAUCAAAGGAAGGAUAUCCAAAACUUUCAAAAGUUGUCUUUUUCAGUAAAUCGGAUGGAAUGGAGAUGACUAUAUAAUGGUUUGUUUUCAAAAGGACACAGUUAUUAUAUUGCAGGGUGCUAUACUUCCAUUUGGUCAUUUCAUAAAAAGAAGAAAUUGAUGUGAGCGCAAAGCAGAGAUAUUUCCUUUAUACUCAUAUCUAGUUUCUAAUAAAUUCUUAUAAAAGGGAGAAAAGUUGAAUUUUGAGAAAUUUAUUGCCACGUCGAGCAGGCAAUGGUAAAAAGACCAUUGAUAAAUUGAAAUUGAUAUCAACCAUAUUCCAACUUACUUUGAGUUCUUAUGUGUGGUUGUCACUGCUUCCAGUUUGGGAGAAGACACCUCUGUUAUAAGUGAAGUGCCCUGACAUUUUCUGCCCAACAAAAAAAAAAUUAAACUCCCCAUGUUUUAAGGUAUGAAAAGAUCAGUCAUCAAAGUGGCCAAGAUUUUCACUGAAUCAUCAAUGACAGAGCUAUUAGUUCAUUAUUGUUCCAAUUGGCCUCAUUCACUUCUGUCUCUGUUUUGGGCUUAACAGAGAGAGACAACCUUGUCAAUAACAGGAGGUGAAACUGCCAAAUUCAAUUGCAGAAGCUGAUAUACGCUUUUUUUUCUUUGAGUAUUUCAGUAAGGAAAAUGCAUUUCUUUGCAUUUGUAUUUUGAUUGGAGAAUGCAGUGCUUGUUGCGAAGAUUUUGAUCAAAUUGUCUUCUUAAUUUAACAGUUGUAAACAAUUGACAUUUUGAAGCAGUGGUCAGCUCACUAUGCAGCUGUCACUCAAUUUGAUUCUACAGUAGAGUUAAGGUCCAGCCAUUUCCUCUCAGAAAAAGACAUUCAUAGGAAAAGCACUGACAUAAAAUACAAAAUACAUUUAAUAAUGGACCUAUAAAGUUCUAAACUAUCAUCAGUUUGUUUAGGUUUUCCCAACUUGUAGUCAUUAAACUCUUGUAUUAAACAUUUUACUCACUUGUAUCCAUUCUGGUGUAAUAAGCAAUAUAAAUGGAAAUUUAUCACCAAGACUCCUGAAGAAUUCAGUAACAUUUUGAUCUUCCAGUAGUUUUGUAGAGUCAUCAGAACUACCUGUUAGCUCAUGAAAAAAGUUGCAGAUUAAGGAAUAUGUGAGAAUGACAAUUAAGUUGUUUCAUACAACAGUUUUAUUCAAACGAUAUAUUUCAAAUAUUCCAGCACAAUUUUAGCUGUGAAAUGUUUCCAGUAAUUCUCCUACUGACUUUGUAAUACAGGUGAAUCAGUAGGCCGUGAUAAUGGGAACUGCAGAUGCUGGAGAAUACAAGAUAAUAAAAUGUGAGGCUGGAUGAACACAGCAGGCCCAG
Messenger RNA from Stegostoma tigrinum, 3162 nucleotides. Its product is annotated as heparan sulfate glucosamine 3-O-sulfotransferase 5. Bases 723 to 1760 code for a protein of 345 amino acids. The transcript has 4 exons. Gene Ontology annotation, molecular function: [heparan sulfate]-glucosamine 3-sulfotransferase activity. The record is from RefSeq and is a predicted model, not a curated record. Lineage: Eukaryota; Metazoa; Chordata; Chondrichthyes; Orectolobiformes; Stegostomatidae.